AUGCAUCUUUCUAAGCACUUUGUUACGUCUGCAGUUCGCUGUGGAGUCGCUACUCAAAAAUCAAUAGCUCGACGAGAAAAGAGUACGCUGUCGUAUCGUGUAUUUGAAGCUUCGAAUGGCGACGUGAAGCCAACAAAAACAGCAUUUGUGAUGCAUGGCAUUCUCGGAAACAAACUCAAUUGGCGAACAUUCUCUCAAAAGUAUCAAAGAAAAUAUCAGACCAGACGUCAGAAUGAUCACUGA
This is a messenger RNA of Plasmopara halstedii, 243 nucleotides long. Its product is annotated as serine protease family. NCBI's taxonomy places the organism in Eukaryota, Oomycota, Peronosporomycetes, Peronosporales, Peronosporaceae. Bases 1 to 243 code for a protein of 80 amino acids. The transcript has 3 exons. The record is from RefSeq and is a predicted model, not a curated record.